Geodia barretti is the source of this 1023-nucleotide messenger RNA. NCBI's taxonomy places the organism in Eukaryota, Metazoa, Porifera, Demospongiae, Tetractinellida, Geodiidae. The record is from the annotation of a GenBank genome assembly.
AUGGCGGCGUUUCGGUUGACCGUGCUAGCGGCUCUUGCCUGCUUUUCCCUGCUGUCAGUGUCACGUUUUGCAGCUGCUCAGGGGGACCCCAAUCCCAAUAUCACCACCACCUCCCUUAGUGUUUCGCCAGUCCCGACUACACCAACUACUUCUGUCAUGUCGACUACUGCCGCCAUGUCGACUACUGCCGCCAUGUCGACUACUGUCCCCCCCAUAGUGACGACGACCAUUGCUCCCACCCCUACCCCUACUGUUACCUCCUCUUCCCCCUCUCCCACCACCACCACCACCUCUACACCCACACCCACACCCACAUCCACACCGACCCCGCCAGCUCAUUCCUAUUACAUCUUAAACGCGACCACUCAUCGUGUCUGCGUUCUGGUGAUUGCCAAUGUGCAGCUGACGUUAAGCUACACCAAUACGUCGUCGAACAAGAGUGUUUCCAAAGAUUUGGCCGUCACUGGUAACUUGAAUGCCACCGUGGACCACACAAACAGCCACUGUAAUGAAAACUCCAGCACACUCCUUGUUCUUACGUUCCAAGCUGAUCCCGAUUACAACCAUAGCCUCACCUUUCAAUUUAACGAGGCGAAGGACGGUUAUGAGCUUACGUCAGUUUUAACCUACUUGAACUUCAGCGAUUCAACUUUGUUUCCGGGAUACAACACUUCUUUCACAGAUAGCGUAACUGGAAAUACAAGCAGUAUAUUUAGCGUCGGCCAAGGGAAAUCGUACAAGUGCGAUUCCUCCAAGACCUACAGCAUGGAACAAGUUCCGCAGGAUGCAGUUAAGAAUUUGAAUGUGAAGAUCUCCGGUUUGCAGGCACAGGCUUUCGAUUUCAACAACAAGAAGGACCGGUUUGACAAAAGUAUUUCCUGUACUAAGGACCAGAAGACGUCAAAGAUCGUUCCCAUAGCUGUCGGGGCAGCUCUUGCUGGUCUUGUGGUGGUCGUCCUUAUUGCCUACCUCAUUGGGCGGUUCCGUAGCCGCAAGCAGAACUCGUACGAAGCUCUAUCUUAG